UCCGUCUAUGAGGGCGGUGGGCGGCCGAGGGCGGCGCCCGGCGGGUAUAUAAGCGGUGGCUAGGGCGGGCGGGCGCAACACACUUGUUGCAACCGUCGCUGGUGGCUGGUCUCUGGCUGUAGCUGUCGAAGCAAGCACACGUGACAAGAUGGUGCGAGCAACUUGCAUUCUGGCGUCCUGCGCUCUCUUCGCCCUCCUGCUCGUCGUACCCACUUCAGCAUACCCUAGGUAUCUUAACAACUACUACCGCGAAGAAGGUCCCUAUGAGCCCGAAGAAAUCAUGGACAUGCUGAACCGCCUUGGGAACCUGCUACAAAUUGAACGCAAAAUGGAAAACUUUAAAGAUGACAUUACUAGCGAGAAACGGGCAUUGGAUCUUGGCCUCAGCCGUGGUUACUCCGGUGCACUUCAAGCCAAGCACAUGCUGGGAGUCGCCGCUGCUAACUCCGCCUUCGGGCCAGGCAGGAGGCGGCGAGACGCCCAGUAGGAAUCAAACCAGUAUUUGGUUCAAUGAGGCGAAUAUAUAAAACUACUAUCACCAUCUCCAAGAUAUUAGAAGCGAUCGCCUCUGCAGUCAAAAUCAUUUCAAUGACUGGCCACUACCAAGACAUCAUCCAUAAACUUAAGAUCUUUCAAUAAAUAUCGCUUUACUAAAUGAUUUCAUUUGGCAGAUAAUAUUUCGCCAUCAAAUUUCAUUCUAUAACAAGGUUAUUUUUAAAUACUAGGCUCAAAAUAUUAUCUGAUUCAUUCUAAUAUCAAAAGACUAGUUUCAAUCAAAAUUUUACCUAAAAUUUUAUUUAAACGAUCAGUAUAAAUCCCUUAGGUUAUUUUUAGUUUACACAAAUUCGAUUAGAAUUAUAAGUAGACCUUAAACUUUUGAUUUCAAUUCUAGUCAUUUUUGUAACUGAUUUCAUUAUAUUACAACAAAUAUAUAUUUUUAAGGGCACAUAUUCGAAUGAUUAUCAAAAAAUUAGUAAUUCAAUCAUCAUCAAAAAAAAACAACUGGUAACCUAACCUUUAGGCUAACAAAUACAUUUUAAGGUUAUCAUUUACGUAUUUUUUGAGAAUCAUUUAAAUAUUUUCCAUUUUUAAGUAGCUUAAAUUUUACAAAAAUAAUUUUCAACGUUGACUGAUUUAGUGUAAACACUAUUGUGAUAUUUUAAGUUAUUUGAUCAUUCCUAUACAUAUACUUUCAAAUUUGGAUGAGUACUGUUUAAUGUUUCAAACUUUAGAAAUAAUAAAAACAGAUAUACCAGAUUCUUGUCUUGUAAUAUUACACUUUAUAGCAAAACGCUUAAACUAUACUAAAUGUAAAUUAGAAAUGUUUAAGAUUUAUCCCAGCUUUUUCGUUAAUCCAUAGUAAUAUAUUGUUCAUAUUUCAUUGAAUGUAUGUGGCAAAUUUAUUAGUGAAUAGUAAAUUUAAGUGAUAAAAUACCUCCUGUCUAGAGUUUAUUGUUAAAAAUUAAAGAAAUAUUCAUAUUUAUAAUUUGUUUUAUUGUAAUUAAAAUCAAUUCGAUUUACUUAUUAAACGAUUCUACUUACUUCACAACAAAGACAUUAAUAUAUAGCACACCAAACCUAAGCAGCUUCCUACAUCUACAGAUGUUCCACAAGCAAAAAGAUAGAGAUAAUGUUUAUUAUUCCAUUCGUAAGUUAGCAAAUCAGUAUAACUAUACACAUCAUAAAUGUCUAGGGAGCGAGUAAUUUAUAGCAAUGAAAAUUAUUGAAUAUUCAUUUCAGAUUGGUUUUCCAUUCCUAUCCAUAAAUUGAUUUGAUAUCCCUACACAUCGUAAAAUUAAAACUUAUUAUUUACGGUAUAUGGUGUUUUUAGAAAAUGAAACCCGUUUAAUGGCGGCGUCUAUUUGAUCGCUAGACACUUUUGAUGCAAACAUUUGAAUUAGGAGUUCAAACGACAACUAGAUUACCUUUGAAAAUUCGUUAUUUAACUCUUUUCUAACAGUUUUUGCGUUUAGGAGGCGUCAAAAAUCCUUCCUGAACUGCACUUAUACACUGAGCAAUCGGUUGAACUCUCGUUCUAGCAUCUAAUUUUGCAGCAGCGUCGGCUCUUUUUUUCUGUUCAUUGUAACUCUGUGUUACUCUUUUACCUAGAUCUGUGUCCACGAGAUCUAAUAACUUCAAUGCCCUAUCCACAAUUUUUUCAUCAACCGUAACUAGAGAGGCAGCAGCGUUGUCAGCUAUUCUUUGUCUAUGAGCAUCAUUUUCUAUAAUGUGAUUAUAGAAGUCUGCCAUGGGCUCCAAAUCCACAGAAGUCUUAUCGAGUACUAUUAAUUUCUCACUAGGGUGUCUGUUAUCUACAGUGGGUGCUGGCCCGCUAAAUGAAUUUGGAUAAUAAUUUGGUACAUCAUUCAUGUUGUCUUUUACUGGAGGUGAGCCAUCACGGGUAUAAGUUUUUCUGUAUACUGGUAAGUUUAUUCUUAUAUUCUCAUUAUUACUUCCUAAACGAUUUUCAUGUGCAUGGCGGUAAGAUAACCUUCGAGACUUAAACAUUAGGUCAGCUGGUCCAGGUAUACCUGGAACUAAAUGAGCAGGAUUAAAUGCGCUCUGUUCUGUGUCUCUGAAAGAAUUAUCUGGAUUUCUAUCGAAAACAUAUCGUCCCACAACGACCGUUUUAUACGUCCCCCUCUUCCAUAGUCUGUUAACAUCAAAUGGAUUAUAGUCUACUUUUGAGGCUUGUUCAAGAGUCAUUAUAUCCAUUUCUAAUCUCCAAGAUGGAUAAUUUUUAUUAGCAAUGGCAUUGUAUAAGUCCCUGGUAAAGUAAUAAGGAUCUUGAAUUGAUAACGCACGACCCUCAGCGGUAGUAAGAUUAUCCAAGCCUUGUUCUGUACGUAGAUUGAAUUUGGCUAAAUAUCGUUCUCCUUGCUUGUUGUUCAGCUCGUAUGCAUGAACAGGAAAUAUAUCCAUUUUUCUAUAGCCAUAAGGUAAACCAUAAUCGGAGAAUCUCCAAAGGUUAGGAAGAAGUGUUGUUGGCUUUAGGGUAAUGAAGUCCCAGAUCAUUGUAAAAUCAAAAAGAUUUGUUUUAGGGUUUCGGCGCACAGCGUGAACCAAGUGAGUGAAGUCAUUAGGAUCACGAUAUUCGUAUACAGGAAUACUUAUGCAGAGAAAAUCUAAGUUGCCUUCAUUUGUAUACAUCUUUACAGAUAAUCCUUUAUUGUCUCUUUCGAUUUCUGGGCUACCUUUAUUUGAUACAGCUGUAGAAAAUCUACCGAAAACUGGAGUUUUCUUCCCAAUUCCAUUGAAUACAUCUGCGCUUGUAUAUUGGGACACAUCGUGUGUAACAAUAAAGUAUCCAAAAGCACCGCUUCCUUGAGCAUGAACAACUCUCUCUGGGAUCCGUUCAGAGUCCACAUGAAACUGGUUGUCUAAAAAGUAGUCGUUCACAAAUACAUCCGAAUUCUCACUGACAGUAUUCCUUACAUCAACAGAUUUUCCGGUUGUGGUGGUUAAGACGCCAAUAGGCAA
Messenger RNA from Chilo suppressalis (striped riceborer), 3480 nucleotides. Lineage: Eukaryota; Metazoa; Arthropoda; Insecta; Lepidoptera; Crambidae. The record is from the annotation of a GenBank genome assembly.